This is a messenger RNA of Drosophila elegans, 2270 nucleotides long. RefSeq names its product zinc finger protein 184. The transcript is spliced from 3 exons. The coding region runs from base 276 to 2000 and encodes 574 amino acids. The record is from RefSeq and is a predicted model, not a curated record. Gene Ontology annotation, cellular component: nucleus. Lineage: Eukaryota; Metazoa; Arthropoda; Insecta; Diptera; Drosophilidae.
AGCGCAGUUAGCGUUGACGCCGACCGAAGCUCGACUUUUGCGGCGAUUUGUUGUUUUUGUCGAGAGGUUGCUGCUCGGCAAGCCGCAAAUCGCGAAUCGCGAAUCCAGUUUCUUCUUCACUUCUUCGCACGGCAGACGCAGCUUGAAUCGCCAUCGCCGAGCGCAGAAAACUUGCGGAUAAAAGCGAAGAAAAGGAGUGCAGUGUUGCGGAGAGAGAAGAGUAGAUUGCAGAAGAAUUCAUUGGAUCGGAAUCUCCUUGCUGAUCAUAUGACAGAAUGGAGCUGGCUCUAAAAAAGUCAUCGUCCUGCGUGGACUGUUGCAAUGAUUGCACUCUUAUGUCCUGCUGCUCUGCCGCUGCCUGCUGCGACGCUAGCUGCGACGCCAGCUGCGGCUUAAUUCCUCCCGAUCCUGUCAGAUAUGAAUACGAGGAACCUGAAGAGAACUUUGUCUCCAUAGAUGAUGUGAAAAUCAAGGGAUUCCUUUGGAGAAUCGGACAGCAACAGCAAGAAAAGGAGUUGGAACUGAAGAGAAUAAAGGAACAGGAGAAAAGGGAGAAGGAAAGAAGGGAAGCAGAGGCGCAAAAAUACCAGAAGGUAAUCGAACUAGAUGAAGAGGAGGUCCAACCAGGUUUGAUCAUCAGCGCAGCCAGGAGUUUGGCACAUUGGAAUUCUUCCAUAAAAAGGAUAUCCCCAGAUAUCGAACUUAUUCCCAGACAACAGCACAGGAUUGUGGCAGAAAUCGAACUAAGCGAUAGUGAUCAGGAUCCAAUUAGCGAAGGAGAGGAAGAUGUCAAUCUUCCAUCGAACACUGUAAGUUGUGUUUUAAACGAGCAGGAGCAAAAGGAUGGCCAGAGUCAGAAUCCCCAGGAGCAGGUCAUCAUCGUGCAUUCCGACCAAGAGGAGGAGCGAGAGCCAGAACCAGUGAUCAGGAAGAAACCUUCUUCGUCGCGGAGAUCAGCAAAGAAACGUCCAUAUGUCAACAGAAGGGGACGUCACCUGUUCGAGUGUCCUGACUGCGGGAAAAAAGUGCAAUCCAAUUACAAUCUAAGACGUCACAUGAUGAUACAUACAGGUGAGCGGCCUUUUCCAUGCGAUCUCUGCGAUCGUCGUUUUCGGGAGUUUAGUGAUCUUAAAAAACACCGUCGAAGGCACUCACACGAUCCUCGGUUCAUCUGCAUGAUCUGUCAUUUGGGUAAACCUUUGGAGCAGGAUUCCACCAGGUGUGCGGAUUGUGAGAGCAAGAAUCUCAUGGUUAAACCCCAGCCAGAUGAGCUGGGCGACAGAACCAUGGAGGUGAAUGCAGAGGAAAUGGACGAAGACGAGGAGGAGGAAGAGGAUGAGCCAGAGGAAGAGGCACAGCCACAACCAGAAACACCGCCAACUUUGCUGGUCACUUUAAUACCAGCUAUUCAAACUCCACCUGAUAAGGUUCCCCAAGCCACGCAGCCAAGUCGUCCACCACUUCCCCGCAGUUGCAGCAGUGCCAACUCCUCAUCUUCCUUGAGCAAUGAUGGAAACACAUCGGUAAAGCCCAUAAAUCGCAGUCGGAGAUCCUAUCCCUGUCCUUUAUGUCAUCGUCCAUUCGGAACUCGUCAUAAUCUUAAACGGCACUAUAUGAUCCACACUGGAGAAAAGCCGUUUAGCUGCUCCAAGUGUAGAAAACCCUUUAGAGAGUGUUCCACCCUUAAGAAACACAUGGUCACUCAUGUCCGAGAUCGCUGGUACAAGUGUCUCAGGUGUCCCUUAAAGUUCAGGGACUACCUGGAGUACGCUGAUCACAAAACCAGUCAUCUAGAUCAGCUAAAGACUCCAUCCAAUUACGAAAGUGAUGAUGAUGGCGAGAGUUCUAUAGAAGACUGCCUGGAAUGCUGCGAGUGUCAUCAGAGAUUCACGGAAUUGGACGCUUAUACGGCACAUCUCAAGCAGCACGACUUGGAAUUAUACGGGAUGAGUGUGGAUGAUGUGGUGGACGAGGAGCAAGAAGAGGUAGAUGUGGCAUAGAUAGACGGAUUUGUUAUUGAAUUUAACUCUAUUAAUUUUUUAAACCCUUAAUAGUAUUAAAUUGAUCUAAAUAAUCAAAAUCCGUUAUAAUUGAAUUGUAAAUCCAAAAACUUUGUCAAAACAUGGCUUAAAGCUAUUAAUCAUCCUAAAACAUUCCCCAUGCUAAGCAGCUAUCAUGCUACAUUUAAAAUAAGCCUUUUAAAGAAUGUAACUCUAAAGAACUGAAACUGAAAAUUAAAUCCUUGAUCAGGAGCCUUGGUCCAACAUGUA